Molecule: messenger RNA, 1023 nt
Organism: Danio aesculapii
Lineage: Eukaryota; Metazoa; Chordata; Actinopteri; Cypriniformes; Danionidae
Exons: 18
Coding region: 1-1023 (340 amino acids)
Source: RefSeq, a predicted model, not a curated record
AUGGCAUCUUCAGCCAGAACAAGUUCUUCAACAACUGAGACUCAAACAUCUGAACCUACAACAGCCUCUGCCACAACAAACACUCCUUCAACUGAAACUUCCACAACUACUUCAAUACCACCUGCCAGUACAAGCUCUUCUACAACUGAAUUUCAAACAACAGCAGCUACAACAGCCUCUGCCACAACAUCUAACUCCAACACUUUAUCAACUGAACCUCAAACAUUCACAACUCUUUCAACAUCUCUUGCCAGUACAAGCUCUUCUACAACUGAGACUCAAACAGCAGCACCUAUAGCAUCUCCUGUCAGUACAAACUCUUCUACAACUGAGACUCAAACAGCAGAAUCUACAACAGCCUCUGCCACAACAAACUCUCCAUUAACGGUGUCUUCAACAUCAGCUCCUUCCACAUCACCUGCUAGUACAAGCUCUUCUACAACUGAGACUCAAACAUCUGAACCUACAACAGCCUCUGCCAUGACAAAUACUCCUUCAACUGAGACUCAAACAACCACAACUCUUUCAACAUCUCCUGCCAGCUCUUCUACAACUCAGUCUCAAACAGCAGCACUUAUAACAUCUCCUGCCAAUACAGGCACUUCCACAACUGAGUCUCAAAUAGCAGAAUUGACACCAUCCCCUGCCAAUUCAAGUACUUCUCAAACAGCAGGACCUACAACCACAACAAACUAUCCGUCAUCUCAAACACCAACUUCUUCAACCAUUGCAACUACUCACUCUCCAUCAACUGUGUCUUCAACAUCAGCUCCAUCAAUGUCCUCUGCCAGUGCAAGCACUUCUGAGUCUCAAACAUCAGGACCUACAACCACAACAAACUAUCCUUCAUCUCAAACACCAACUUCAAAGGACAGCAAUCUACUUAUACAAGAGAUGGGCAUCUGUGAAGCCAUGGAGGUGCACUACAUGCCCCCAGAACUUGGUAGGCCAUGUGGAGACCUGAAUUGCAGAGCUGAGUCGGAUCAUCUGAAAAAGCCAUUGAGGAUGUCAGAGCCCAUCUAA